GAGCACUGUGAUGGGCAGUGGAAAGAAGGGGGAAAGGUGCCCAUGGCGUCGGAGAGGCGCAAGGUCAAGUACCACUGGAGCAGCCCUUCGGAGCGGAGUUCCCGCAAGCGCAGCUGCCUCCGGGAGCCCAGUGAUGUGGCCCCCUCCAGCCGGCCAGCUCACAGCUCUGUGUCGCGUUCAGGAGGGGCCAGCAGCCCCAAGCGCAUGAAAACCCAGAAGGAGCAUGGUGUGUCCUGGGGCUCAUCCCGCCGCAGAAGUUCCUCCUCCUCCUCCCAUUCCUCUGGCCCAGGUGUGGGUGGGGCCGCCUCCAAAGGAGGCCUGAUUCAGAGCUCAGGAGAGUUCCUUUCGUCAGGGGGAUCCCCUCUGUGCCCUGCCAGACCUUCUCUAGAAGAAAUGGCUUCUCUCCAGGAGGAAGCCUGCAGCCUUAAGGUUGAUUCCAAAGAUAGUUCUCGUAACCCCAUGGAUUCUGAAUUCGCAGCUGAAGCUGAGGUUCAAAAUGACAUAAUUGAGGAACCAAACAAGGUCCAGAAAAGGCAGAGGGAUAGACUUCGAGACCAAGGCUCUACCGUGAUCUACCUAAAGGCCAUCCAGGGCAUCCUGGGAAAGUCGAUGCCAAAAAGGAAGGGAGAGGCUGCCAUGAAGGCAAAACCCAACACGGCAGAGCGCGCCAGCCGCGGAGAGGGGCCAGCCAGGAGUGUCACCACGUGUGCUCCUCAGAAAGAGAAAAAGCCUGCCCCAGAGGUCAGAGCGGAGGAGGAGGAGGCUGUGCCGGAGAAGAGCAGCUUCUGGGACAGGAGAGUGACAGACCCUCAGGAGAAGCCGAGCGAGGGGCCCCUGGGUGGCCGAAGGACGGUCAUUGACAAGCGCUGUCCAGUCCUGGAGUUUUUGGAUGACUCUGACUCGCACGUAAACGGCCAGAAACCUAAAGACCGGGAGGUGGUGCUGGAGCGCACCUCUUCAGGAAGUGACUGGUCCGACGUGGACGAGAUUGCCACAGUCAGAUUCUCUCAGGAGGAGCCCGUAUCCCUGAAACCCUCAGCGGUUCCAGAGCCUUCUCCCUUCCCCACGGAUUACGUCAUGUACCCGGCUCACUUGUACAGCAGUCCCUGGUGUGACUACGCCAGCUACUGGACCAGCGGUCCCAAGACCCCCGGCUACCACUCCGUGGGCAGUGGCGGCAGCGACACGGUGCAGGUGGAGAGGGGCGGCCGGGGCUCUUCCCCCCACUCAACGGUGAGCCCCCAGCACAACUCCAGAGAGCCCCAGGCCGCUGAGGAAGGCAGAUCCCGGAAGUCGCGUUCAUCUCGUUUCUCCAGAAGCUCGGAAGAGGAAGAGGUGAAGGAGAAAAGAACUUUCCGGGAGGACAUGCCGCCACGUCCGUGUGGAGGGCCCGCAUCUGGCUCCCUGCCCAGGAGCCGUCGGGAGCCCAGGUUGGAGGGUUUCAUCGAUACCCAUUGUCACUUGGACAUGCUCUAUUCCAAGCUGUCGUUCAAAGGGAGCUUCACAAAGUUCAGGAAAAUUUACAGCAGCUCCUUCCCUAAGGAGUUUCAGGGCUGCAUCUCCGACUUCUGCGAUCCUCGCACACUGACAGAUGGCCUCUGGGAGGACCUGUUGAAAGAGGAUCUGGUGUGGGGGGCCUUUGGCUGUCACCCCCAUUUUGCACGUUACUACAAUGAGAGUCAAGAAAGAAAUCUUCUGCAGGCGUUAAGGCACCCCAAGGCCGUGGCAUUUGGGGAGAUGGGCUUGGAUUACUCUCACAAGUGCACCACGCCUGUCCCGGAGCAGCACAAGGUGUUUGAGAGGCAGCUGCAGCUGGCCGUGUCUCUCAGGAAACCCUUGGUGAUCCACUGCCGAGAAGCUGAUGACGAUCUGCUGAAAAUCAUGAAAAAAUUUGUGCCUCCAGACUACAAGAUUCACAGGCAUUGCUUCACCGGCAGCUACCCAGUCAUUGAGCCCCUGUUGCGGUACUUUCCCAACAUGUCCGUGGGCUUCACGGCAGUGCUGACCUACUCCUCUGCCUGGGAGGCCCGGGGGUCUCUGAAACAGAUCCCGCUGGAGAGGAUCAUCGUGGAGACUGAUGCUCCCUAUUUCCUGCCUCGACAGGUUCCCAAGAGCCUUUGCCAGUACGCCCACCCAGGCCUGGCCUUGCACACGGUUCGAGAGAUUGCCAGGGUCAAAGACCUGCCGCUUGCCCGCACCUUGGCCACCCUGCGUGAGAACACCUGCCGCCUCUACAGUCUUUAA
This is a messenger RNA of Lipotes vexillifer (Yangtze River dolphin), 2244 nucleotides long. RefSeq names its product TatD DNase domain containing 2 (gene TATDN2). The transcript has 7 exons. Gene Ontology annotation, molecular function: hydrolase activity, acting on ester bonds. NCBI's taxonomy places the organism in Eukaryota, Metazoa, Chordata, Mammalia, Artiodactyla, Lipotidae. The coding region runs from base 43 to 2244 and encodes 733 amino acids. The record is from RefSeq and is a predicted model, not a curated record.